Tribolium madens (black flour beetle) is the source of this 1113-nucleotide messenger RNA. RefSeq lists its product as uncharacterized. Lineage: Eukaryota; Metazoa; Arthropoda; Insecta; Coleoptera; Tenebrionidae. The coding region runs from base 138 to 890 and encodes 250 amino acids. The record is from RefSeq and is a predicted model, not a curated record. The transcript has 5 exons.
UUCUACUUGAAUGACAUAUACUUAAAUUGCAAUACCUGUGCUAACUGAGUCAGUUAUGUAACAAAGGCUCAUAGAGCAGAAAACCAAGUGAAAGUUUAUCUGAAUAUGACUCGAGACCAAGCUGAAGUCCAGUAAACAUGUUGCGAACCUCCUUGCUUGUAUGUCUCUUCCUGCAUCUGGCGCUCGCCGUCAUAGAGCAACCCGAUUAUGUGAAAACUUGUUUUAAAAAUCAACCGGGUUUUAUCAACUGUUCGACUCAUGCGGUGCAAGCCUUAUUCAACGCGAUUCCAAGAGGAGAGCCCAGAAUUGGGCUCGAUCCACUCGACCCUUUGAAAGUUCAAAAAAUUAAGAUCCUGCAAGGUGGAGGAGGUCCAGUGACAGUAAACGCAUCUUUAACCAACGUCACCGUCCUGGGUUUUGGCAAAACACAAGUGCUUUACAACAGCGUGGAUCCAGUUACGUACGAUUUCCUCACAAAACUGCGACUCGAGAGGUUGCGCAUAGAUGGCCUGUAUGAGCUUUUGGGUCGAAUUUUGGUCAUCCCGCUCCGGGGGAAAGGCAACUGUUGGUUCGAUGCCAAAAACAUUGAUAUUGUUGCCAAGAGUGACGUCAUUUUAGAAAAACGGGACGGUUUCCAUUUCUACAAUGUCACGGCAAUCCAUGUGAAAUUCAGUAUUGGUGGGCUAAAAUUGCACAUGUAUAAUCUAUUCGAUGGUAUUAAAGCCUUAGAGGACUCAACUAAUGCAUAUCUCAAUGCUAAUUGGAGACCGGUGGCCGAAUCCUUGAAUCCAAUCCUUUCCAAAACCAUCGAAGACAUAAUGAUUGAUAUUUUACGAAAAGUUUUCGAUAAUAUCCCUGCAGACUAUUUCAUAGGGGAUAUAGAAGAUUGAAAGUUUUCCUUGUGAUUAAUUAAGUUAGUGUAAAUUUAGAAAAUUCGACACACUUUCAUGCGCUGCUGAAAUAUUUCCAGCAAAAAUAAACAAACUUAAACUUAGCUCGUGAGUCACACUUUAAGGCGCAUACUUUUAAGCGAAAAACACCCCAUUUCAUUAUUUCGUUUUUCAGUAUUAUUUAUUAGAGUUUCAUUUUUACAAUAAAAAUCAUAAAAAUAAA